AUAAGGGGCCAGAUAAUACUAGUAAAAGAGAAAAAGAAGACGCGGUUGGAUCACGGGGAAGAAGGCGUGAUUAGGGAGAGGAUCGAGAUUAGUCGACGUGCUCUGCGUCACCCGGAAGCCAUUUGCGUGAUUGAUUGCGCUUGCGUCCCUAAUCCUCCUCUCCCAUCAUCUCCUGUUUCCCUCUCUCUUGCUUCGCUUUGUCCCUUUCCUCCCCGCAUCUCCUUGUCCCGCCCGCUCGCCCUCCCACGGCCCUCCCGGUCUCGGCCCGGCGGCCGCAACAAUAAAAUAAAUCUCGUGCUGUGGGGGGAGGGGCGCACGGCGACGCGGACGCACCGUACAGGGCUGCGCAAUCCCUUUCUCCCUCUUAUCCCGAAGGCAGGAGCCGCGUCUCCGGACUCCAGAGGGCGAGGAGAGGGGGGCGCUUCUUGUUCACCUCCGCUUUCCGAGAUGUCGUCACCAAGCAAGCGCCGCGAGAUGGACCUCAUGAAGCUGAUGAUGAGCGACUACAAGGUGGAGAUGGUGAACGACGGGAUGCAGGAAUUCUUCGUCGAAUUCAAGGGGCCGACAGAAAGUAUCUAUCAAGGCGGCGUCUGGAAGGUUAGGGUAGAAUUACCUGAUGCAUAUCCUUACAAAUCCCCGUCCAUCGGCUUCAUCAACAAGAUUUAUCACCCGAAUGUUGAUGAAAUGUCUGGUUCUGUCUGUUUGGAUGUCAUAAACCAGACAUGGAGCCCAAUGUUUGAUUUAGUAAAUGUUUUUGAAGUAUUUCUUCCACAGCUUCUACUCUAUCCCAAUCCUUCUGAUCCAUUAAAUGGGGAGGCUGCAGCAUUGAUGAUGCGUGACCGUCCUGCUUAUGAACAGAAAGUGAAAGAAUACUGUGAGAAGUAUGCCAAACCAGAGGAUGCUGGCAUAACCCCAGAAGACAAGUCCAGUGACGAGGAGCUUAGUGAGGAGGAAGAUGACUCUGGGGACGAAGCUAUACUCGGCAAUCCCGAUCCUUAGUCUAAGUUGGAAGCUGCGCUCCCAACAAAUCAAUACAAUGUUCAUUGCAGAAAUUGCAAUUAAACAAAAAAACUGAAAAACUAAAAAAAACUCCGGAUGUCAUGUAAAUAAGUGUACCCUGUAUGUUAUCCUAUGCUGUUUCUUCAGUCAACCUGUUGAAUUUGCAGUAGCUCUAACAUUGUCUCGUUUGUCUCGUAAAGGUUUCGUUUCAGGGAAUAAACUAUGGUUGUAGCUUCCUCCAUUGGCUGUUGAUGUGGGCAUGACGGAUAUUGAUUGCUUGCAUGUUUAACCAACCAACAGUUGUUUUACUAGCAA
Messenger RNA from Setaria italica (foxtail millet), 1314 nucleotides. RefSeq names its product ubiquitin-conjugating enzyme E2 4. NCBI's taxonomy places the organism in Eukaryota, Viridiplantae, Streptophyta, Magnoliopsida, Poales, Poaceae. Gene Ontology annotation, molecular function: ubiquitin conjugating enzyme activity. Gene Ontology annotation, cellular component: nucleus. The record is from RefSeq and is a predicted model, not a curated record. Bases 448 to 999 code for a protein of 183 amino acids. Gene Ontology annotation, biological process: ubiquitin-dependent protein catabolic process; protein polyubiquitination. The transcript has 6 exons.